AAAUUUGCAGGCAGCAGAGGGGCUGUGUCACACGUGGAGGUGGUUGCCUGUUGGCUGCGUCCAUUCCUUUCUUAAGAGAGGGGCGGAGAUGAGCAGAUAGCCAUGGAUGCUGUCGCGCGGACGGCCGGAGGGACCAACUACGUGAAGUGGGGUCACUCGCAGCCAGGCCACCAUCAGGCCUUGUCACCGACAGCAGACAUGCAGGGCUAUGGUCCCCAGGUACACACCCCACCCCCUGGCCGAUGCAUGAAAGAUCAGAUCAGCUCGAGCGCACGUGUGGAUGUGUCUGUUGUGUUCAGGUAGAUUGUGUGCUGGCGAGCCGUGACGGUCUGCUGCUGUCCAUCGAGCAGAUCCGCGACAUCUGCACCUACGUGCUGGGCCCCGCAGUGCAGGUCGUCACGGGCGGAGGCUACGUCAAGGUCAGUCAGAUCCAUCCAACAACCGCAUGGAUGGAUGCAAUGCAUCCUCUCUGUCUGGAUAAUCAAUGUGUGUGUGUGUGUGUGUGUCCAACCGCUGUGCUGCAGGCCACCGGCAACACCAAGUCGACCAUCCACUGCCUGUACAUCAUCAACGGCGGCGCCCAGUUCACCAAGACCGACAAGCUCCGGCUGAUCGCCGCUCUCGAGGCCUCAGCCCACUUCACACCCGCCCAGAGCAGCCAUCGCACCAUACGAGUGACCGACUCAUACGGCCAUGAGCUCGAGCUGGUGCCGGACAACUACUCGGACACGGAGAACCACGCACACCACCCCGUCCUCACCGUGCCCCCCGUGCAGGACACCGUGGCGGCCCUCAAGGCCAUCAACCACUCCCGCGGCCUCGAGCUGACCACCUGGCACAUCGAGAGGCUCGUCAUUGCGGCCAAUCAUCGUGUCCCCAGCAGCCUUGGCGGCGACCGCACACUUGUGCGGCAGUUUCUGCUGGCGACCGCCAUCAGCAUGAUCACACAGGACAGCGGCAGUGCCGCUGAGGGCGCGCUCGGCUUUCCGUCGGACGGUGCUGUGGACAAAGCACAUCAGAGGGCGGCCGCGAUCGGGCUCGAGACCCACCUGCGGCGCGCCAUCGAGUCUGGGCGGCUCAUGGCUGAUGAGGGGUGGGCACGCUUCGCGCUGAAUCGGUAGACAGAGCGCGUCAGGGGACUGACUGGGAUGGGGGAGGGCGGCGAGGCGGCAUCUUUCUCCGCUUUUGGACCCUUUUUGGACAGACAGACAGACAGACAGAGGGGCCUUUUGUGUUUUCAAGAAGCGAGUGAAGAAACAAACGGAGGGCGAUGACAUACGAUUGUUCGUCCUUUCGGACAUGGGGAGUGUCAGUGGAGAGGGAGAGAGUGAGAGUGUGUGUGUGUGUGUAUUUGUUGGGGGCUUUGGGGCUCUUUCUUGGGCUGUUUGCAGUGGCUGCCUGCUCUAACUGCGGCGGCGAUCUGGUGGGUGUGGUGGUUGGAAGAGAUUUGAUCAUGUCGGUUGCUUGCAUGAGUAGCUUUCGUGCUAGCUCUUUGGUAGUAUACCUCACAGCAGGUCUGUGUGUGUGUGCGUGGGUGUGUGUGUGUGUGUGUACGAUGGCCUUUUUGGAUCGAUGCCUGCCAGACGAGUGAGUGCAGACAUCU
Messenger RNA from Vitrella brassicaformis, 1603 nucleotides. The record is from the annotation of a GenBank genome assembly. NCBI's taxonomy places the organism in Eukaryota, Vitrellaceae.